Molecule: messenger RNA, 1231 nt
Organism: Mesoplodon densirostris (Blainville's beaked whale)
Lineage: Eukaryota; Metazoa; Chordata; Mammalia; Artiodactyla; Ziphiidae
Gene: DUSP26
Product: dual specificity phosphatase 26
Exons: 4
Coding region: 169-804 (211 amino acids)
Biological process (GO): protein dephosphorylation; negative regulation of MAPK cascade
Cellular component (GO): cytoplasm
Molecular function (GO): MAP kinase phosphatase activity; protein tyrosine/serine/threonine phosphatase activity
Source: RefSeq, a predicted model, not a curated record
GCUGGCAGCCGAGGCGGCGGUGGCGGCAGAGUCAUGGCCGUGGGGCUGUGUGAGCCGGCGAUCUGCCUCCGGGACUGAGACCCGCGCCGCCUCCCGAGCAGCAGCUACCUGCAGACUGACCCCUCAUCGGCCACCCCUGUGGCUGCCACGGCUCCUGCCGCCUCUAAGAUGUGCCCCGGUAACUGGCUCUGGGCCUCGGUGACAUUUAUGGCCCGCUUCUCCCGGAGUGGCUCGAGGUCUCCUGUUCGCACGAGAGGGGCCCUGGAAGAGAUACCAGCUGUCCAGCAUCCCUUGCUCAACGUCUUUGAGUUGGAGAGGCUUCUCUACACGGGCAAGACGGCCUGUAACCACGCCGACGAGGUCUGGCCAGGCCUCUACCUCGGAGACCAGGAAAUAGCCAACGACCACCGGGAGCUCCGUCGCCUGGGCAUCAGCCACGUCCUCAACGCCUCUCACAGCAGGUGGCGAGGGACACCUGAGGCCUACGUGGGGCUGGGCAUCCGCUACCUGGGGGUCGAGGCCCACGACUCGCCAGCCUUCGAUAUGAGUGUCCACUUCCAGGCGGCCGCUGACUUCAUCCACCGGGCACUGAGCCAGCCGGGAGGGAGGAUCCUGGUGCACUGUGCCGUGGGCGUGAGCCGCUCGGCCACUCUGGUGCUGGCCUACCUCAUGCUGUACCACAGCCUCACCCUCGUGGAGGCCAUCAAAAAAGUCAAGGACCACCGAGGCAUCAUCCCCAAUAGGGGCUUCUUGAGGCAGCUCCUGGCCCUGGACCGCAGGCUGCGGAAGCGUCAGGAGGCGUAAGGGCGCAGAGGGAGGGAGGGAGGUCAGGCCAGGCCUGUGGGUCCCCGGAUCCCAGCUGGAGGCCCAGGGGGCAGGUUGGAGGCGGCCCAGCGAACCCAUUCUCUCCUGAGAGGGCUGGGACGUGGCCCCAGGCCACAGCCGCUGUCUAUCGAGGGGGGAUGGGGCAGUGUGUCAGUCACCCAGGAGGGAGGUGGCCAGGGAAGGAGGCAGGUAGGCUGCAGGUAGAAGACAGUCCUGGAUCCCAGCCAGGGUGGUCCCGGGGAUUCACAGCCCCUCUUUGUAUUCAAGUGUCCCCCUUCCCCGCGUAUCAGAACAAAAGGACCAGCUCUGUCCUGUACCUCUGCCAGGAAUCAGGGAUGCAGCAAACACAGACGUGAUGGUGUCGAGUUGUGUGGAGGUGGUAGCUCAGGGACAGACGGUGAAGAGA